Molecule: messenger RNA, 5770 nt
Organism: Hippocampus comes (tiger tail seahorse)
Lineage: Eukaryota; Metazoa; Chordata; Actinopteri; Syngnathiformes; Syngnathidae
Gene: cfap74
Product: cilia and flagella associated protein 74
Exons: 43
Coding region: 204-5582 (1792 amino acids)
Source: RefSeq, a predicted model, not a curated record
AUUCACAUCAUUAAAUUCCUGUCAUUGUCAGGUUUGUGUCAAGGACCGGACAAGUGUUUACUUCCGGCUUCCUCUGUUUCCUAGGAAACCGCCAAACAUGGCUGACUAAUCAAAGCAAAAACAAACAAAAAAAGUAAAGUCGAGGGAGCGACGUUAAGACGAAAGAACGGACAGGUCGAGUGAGGUUCUUCCUUCAAAAGAAUAUGGAAGAGGCGGACAAUGGAUGUGAAUGGGACGUGGCGUCUGAUACAUGUGAACAGACAACCGACCAGCUUAGCUCUGAUGAGGGCACGGAUGGCAAGGAAGAGGAUGAGUUGAAGAUGGAUGACUUGAAGGAUGAAGAAGCAGAGGAGCUUCCUGAUCUGGAGUGGUUAGAAGAAUUGUACAAUUGCAAUUUCAUUCUGCUGACACCCACCACCCCUGCCCCCAAAAGUGAGAGCGAGAGUGAUGAUGACCUUGCCUGUGAGAGUGGUGAUGAGAAGCAGAGGACUUUUUCAGCGACAGCACGGAUGUUCAAGCUGAGACGGAACCUAGACCAGCUGGACAACUUCCACAGGCAGAAGGAGUGCGCUCUACUGAAAGCCAGAGAAGACCUCAACCUCUUACGUCAGAGCAUUGAGAGUUUACUGGAGCAGCGGGAUGUCUUGGAGCAAGAAAUAGAACAUCAAGAAGCAGCAGAGAACAGCGUGGCAGUUAUUCGUUUGCGGGCUCAGCAUCGAAAUCUGUGUUACGAGCUGCAGAGGGAAGAAGAGAUUGAGACCCACACCAACAAUGAGCUGAGGCAACAAGAAUUAGAGCUGAGUGAGGUUGAGCUGGAGGUUGGCAAGUUCUCCGUGUUGCGGCAGGAGGUGCAAGAAGAAGAGCGGGUCUUCAAGGUCUUCAAAGCACAGAAUGCAGUGAAAAGGCUGCAGCAGGAGAAGAACAACAGUCAUACCCUGCAGCGAAAGAUUCAACAACUCAAAAAGAAAAAUGUAGACGUGUUAGAGAAAACGGGGACUCUGAGCCAGAAGAAAAAUGAAGAUGGCCAGGCAAACCGCAAAGUCGGGGCUAAAUACUUGAGGGAAACGGUCAGAAGAAUGCAACAGCAGGAGGCUGAGAGAGAGCAGAGGAAGAGAGAGUCAAUGCAAAAGAGAAUAGAGGCUGUCAAGUUACUCAAAUCCAACAUUGAAGCGACCCAAGAAAACUUACGGGUCAGACAGAGCCGAGCCAAAGCAAACGCCCUGAAGAAAGAACGACAGGAGAAGCGUCUGAAAGAAACCCUGCAGGCCCAAGGGAUCAACAGCACCAGGCACAUAUACCAACAGAAACGAGACGAGGAGAUGAAACAAAAGCAAGAGGAAUUCAAGGAGAGACAGAAGGCGAGGAGAGUAGAGAUUGUGGACAAGCUCCUCGAGGAGCAGCUGGCGAAGAGUAGGAAAGCACAAGAGGCACCGUUACCAAAAACCAAAACCGGUCACAAGAUCCUUUCACCAGGCAGGAUACGAGAGAAGCUCCUGCGUUACCUGGAUUCUGUGCACCCGUCAGGCACAGAGAGAGAGACAACACAGUUAAGAAACUUAAGCGCUAGCGGCUCAUCGUCAGACUCGGAGUACCAGGAAGACAUCAUUCAAAAAGAAAUGCAGCACCUGAGCCUUCCCGACAGCCUGGAAGAGCCCGAGUUCUGUGGGCUAUGGGACCAAAACUUCAAGCCGCCCAUGAAUGAGAAGACAACGUUGACACCAACAGAUGUGAAACGAGAGCAUGCGGUGGUCUGCCCAAAGCUCAGCACAACCCCCAAGAAAGUUGUUAUUUUUCCAACAGAUGUGAAACGAGAGCAUGCGGUGGUCUGCCCAAAGCUCAGCACAACCCCCAAGAAAGUUGGUGGAAAACAGAUAAAAGGGCCCUCAUUCACGAGUAAACCAGAAGUCAUUCUAUUUAAGGACUUUGAAGUGGGAGAAACCUAUAAAAAGAAAGUAAUCCUGACAAACAUCAGCUACAUCACGAAUCACUGCAAAUUUCUUGGGAUCUCUGCUCAACUGCAGGAUUUUAUUAUGAUCAACUUUCAACCUCCUGGUCCUUUAUCGACUGGGAUGUCCUGUGAAAUGCACAUUACUUUCCAUCCUUCGAUCAAUGAAGACCUGGAAGGAGAGGUUGACUUUGCCUCAGCAGCAGGUCGCUUCUCUGUGCCUGUCAGGUGCACCAUCAAGAGAUGUGAUUUGGAGGUCGACAACCAGUUCAUUGACUUUGGUUCGCAUGUAGUGGGCCAAACUAUUUCACGGACUAUCACCUUGACCAACAAGGGCGCCCUCGCAACUCGCUUUAGCCUGGAUACUACAAAGCCUGUUCCAGAAAUUCACCAGGUCCAGAUGCCAUCCCAUCGCUCGGCCGACACACAGAAGUUAUUAUACAGCUUUCAACCUCCUGGUCCUUUAUCGACUGGGAUGUCCUGUGAAAUGCACAUUACUUUCCAUCCUUCGAUCAAUGAAGACCUGGAAGGAGAGGUUGACUUUGCCUCAGCAGCAGGUCGCUUCUCUGUGCCUGUCAGGUGCACCAUCAAGAGAUGUGAUUUGGAGGUCGACAACCAGUUCAUUGACUUUGGUUCGCAUGUAGUGGGCCAAACUAUUUCACGGACUAUCACCUUGACCAACAAGGGCGCCCUCGCAACUCGCUUUAGCCUGGAUACUACAAAGCCUGUUCCAGAAAUUCACCAGGUCCAGAUGCCAUCCCAUCGCUCGGCCGACACACAGAAGGACACAUCCACGCUCAACACUGAUCAAACCCAGAGCACGGCAUCCACCAGAGAAGUACACAGUAUGGAUCAUAUUUCGGACAGGUCGACUGUAUCCCGGAAAUGUCAACGAGAAUCACGGGUUUCAACUCCAGAUCCAAGAGCUGCUUCUGUGUCUUCCAGCAUGCAUUCCCAGAUCCCUGAGGCCCUGUCUGACACAUGUGACAUACGCAUUGGGAACGUAAGAGAAGGGGAUAUUGGACCUUUUGAAAGUGUCAAACUAGAGAUAAUAUUCUCUCCAACUGUUCCCGGGGAAGUCAAAUUGGACCUCUACAUCAAAUUUUCGGAUCCGACCAGCUGCCCUAUAGCCAUCCUGGUGAAAGGUGAGGGAGCAGGCCUCCCAGUGUGGGUAGUGGAGCCUAAUAUUGACAUGAAGAUCUGCAUGUUUGACCGCCUUUAUCAAGAGGUUGUCACACUCCAAAGCAGCACCAGCACAGCCUUGAAGCUUACUUUUGACCUGUGGCCGGAGAUGAGGAAGCACAUCGAGAUCAUACCGAGGACGGGCUUUCUCCAGGCUCAGUCAAGUUUCACCGCUCACCUCAAGUUUGUGCCAAGGAACACCUUACCCCAAGAUGCUAACAAGUAUUUUGACAGUGCUACUGGUGUCCUGGAGGUUCCAAUGACAGUGCAAGUUGCAGGGCAGGUGCAGCCUGUCAUUUACACAGUCCAAGCAAUUGUGACUUCGUCCGACUUGAAGUUUGGCCAGAGCGAGGUGGACUUUGGCUAUUGUUCUAUUUACCAGUCAGUCAAAAGCAGCGUACGCCUGACCAACAUGUCGCUGCUCCCUCAAGAGUUUGGUUUUGUUGGACUUCCAGAGUUCGUCGACGUCCAACCUAACGAUGGCUUUGGUACUCUUCUCCCGCAAGAAACACUGGAAAUUGAUGUGAUUUUCAGCGCUAACAAAGCAAAGGAGUACCGUUUCCAUCUCAGCUGUAAAUCCGGAAUUAAUCGAGUUUUUCCCCUAGCUUGCCGUGCCAUGGGUGUCUGCCCGACGUUGGCGCUCUCCCAUUCCCUGGUGCAGUUUGGACCCACGGCAGUCGGCGACCAAUCCACUGCUCUCCUUUACCUCACCUAUAACCAAACCGUGCGAAACCAGUCCAAACAACGACCCUCUGCUGGGGCCAGACUGUUUUCCUUCACCCCACCUCAAGACUCCAGCAUCAGAAUCACUCCCGCGGCAGGACGCCUGCUGCCUGGAAAGAGGUGUUUGGUCCUGGUCACAUUUCAUCCCAAAUUGGAAGACCGGGAUAUCAAGGAAGAGGCCCUGCGUCUCCUUCUCAAAGCCAAGCAGACCAAGGAGGACUCUAAAAAGCUCCUUGAUGAGGAGGCUAAAAGGGACGCGGAGCCCAGCAAAGGGAAGAAAUUGUCCAAGGGCAGUAAACUGUCAGAUUUCUCCUCCAAAACAUCAACCCCAGUUGAGACACCACCACCUGACAACAUAGAGGCGGGAGGUCAGAGGUUUGAGGAGGCGAGGGCAUCUCUGUUGCACUCCUUCACCUCACGCUACAGUGAGUACACUAUCCCUUGUUUCGUGUCAGACGGUGACCCUCCUGAGGAAGACAGGCAAGCCCAGCCAACAUGGAGUCCUCUCAAUACAGUCUACUUGAAGCUUCAAUGUCCUGCCAUACAGCCUCCUCUAGUGGUGGUCUCCAGCAAUAUCAGAAAUUACGCCUUGGAUUUCCAGCAAGUGGCAGUAGGUGAGCGGGUGACGAAAAGGUUUUCCGUCAAAAACAUUUCAGAAGAAUCAUUAGAGAUGAGGUCAUCAUUGCUGGAUAUAUAUGGACCCUUUUCACUUCUGAACUCUCUGAGAGGUGUAGGACCCGGAGAGCAACACACUCUGGUGUUGGCCUUCUGUCCUACAUUGGAAAAAAAGUACUGUGAGACUUUGGAGGUGCGUUGUCAGAAGAUGACCCUGGCCGUGACCCUGCGUGGUGAGGGAGUGGUACCUGCCAUCACCUCCUCCCAUUCUGGAGGUCUCUUGGACUUUGGUUACGUGCUGGAGAAGGAGAGCACCUCAUAUGUCCUGAAGCUCCAGAACAGCUCGGCUGUUGCAGUGGGUUUCAAGGCAAUGUUGUACAGUCUCUCGCCCUCCAAGACUAAGGGUGCUGAUGAGAGGGUGGCCCUGCUCUUGGGUGGUUACACAGACUCUAAAAUCCAGCCUGUGGUCGGGACGCAGAACUACAAUGGGCUUAGUGUUUUCAGUGUUCUGCCUGUGGAGGGAAGCAUUGCCGCAAGACAAAGCCAGGACGUCGUCGUCACAUUUCAUCCUGAUCACCCCUCCGCCAACUAUUCUGAUCAACUCACCAUUGAACUUGUCAAUAAGAGUAAAUUGUGUGUGCUGGAUCUGCGAGGUGCAGCAUCUUCACACAAUAUGUAUCUGCUUGGAGGGGAGCCACUGACAGUUCCGAUUGAAUCCCUUCUUCCUCCACUAAUAACUAGUCAGACUCAGCUCACAGGACAGUCAGAUGAGAUGGAAAUCCAAGUGCUGGUCACCCUGCGAGCCAGCUACAGCAUGGGGACCAUCAGACCUGCCGUCAGAAAGCUGCAAGUCGGCUGCAUACGGGCCAGUAAGAAGGGGAAUGACUUUAACUGGGACAACAUGGCAUCUCUGCAGCAAAAGGGUUUCAAUGUGGAGCCCAGCAAAGGCAACGUAGAAGCAGGCAACAGACGCACCAUCAAGCUCACGUGGAUCCCACAGAGUGGACACAAGCCCAAUGAAGUGGUACAGACGUGUGCCCCUCUCACGUUAAAAGGUGAUGAAACGAGGGUGUACAGCGUCACCCUCAUGGCUUUGGUCUCCACUCAUGUCGACUGAUUCCUUUUUUCGUGGAUUCUUUUUCGAAAAAAUAGUGCUGUAUUUGAGAGCGAGACAGAACAAUUAGAAACCACAAUGUUUUGCCCAACUCAUGUAGAUAAUACUAAAAUUCGAAAAAAAAUCUCAAUGUAAUGUGGUGGUAUCCUCCACAUUGUAGACUACAACCAAAAUAAACAUUUGAACAGAAA